AUGGCCAAGCAGCCCCCCGAGGUGAAGGCGCGACGCGACGGCGAGGGCGGGCGGCUGCCGGCGGCCGAGGGGGGGCCGGGCCCGGGCGCGCAGCUGCGCCCCGGCGCUCCCGCCGCCCUGCCCGGGGCCGGCAGCGGGAACGGGAACGGCUCCGGCGCGGCCGCGGCGCGGGGCCCGCCCGCCAGCCCCGGCCCCUUCGCCACCCGCUCGCCGCUCUUCAUCUUCGUGCGGAGGUCGCCGCUGCUGCCGCGCUCCUCCAGCGGGUACUUCUCCUUCGACGCCGAGCGCAGCCCCGGGCCCCUGUGCUGCGACAAGGCCACGCAGACCCCCAGCCCGCCCUGCCAGGCGCUCAGCCACUGCCUCAGCGCCAUGGCUUCCCGGUGGCACUCGGUGGCCGAGGACGUGCAGCCCGAGGUCUGGAUCGCGCAGGAGCUGCGGCGCAUCGGGGACGAGUUCAAUGCCUCCUAUUGUCCACGAAGGGGUUUCUGGGAUCACCAGGUGGGAAACCCCCAGGUCGUCAUCCUGCGCCUGCUGCGUUACAUCGUCCGCCUCAUCUGGAGGCUGCAGUGAGCGCCCGGCGCACCCCGGGAGGCUCCAGGACUUGUUUCCUCGCUGGGAAAGCCCGGGAAGGAAUGGACAGACGGAUGGAUGUGGGACUCCCACCCUGCUUCUCCCCCAGGACACGUGGCAGGACGAGGGUGUUCGUCCCACGCCGACCUGCCGGGCUCCGGUGCAGUGUUUUUAUCCCAGAGUGGUGUUUACUUAGUGUUUCAACUUUUAUUACUUUUUUUUUUUAUCAUCAUUUUUUUUUGUUUUUUUUUUUUGUCCCGAAAGAGUCUCAGCGAAAACGUGGGAUAAUUUGUUGUCAUCGUUCCUGGAAUCCUCUGGGGAAACCUGAGCCAACUGAUGGGCGAGAGACUGAGAUUCCUCCCCUCUCCCUUUGCCUCCAGGGCAUUUGCCCGCCAAAAAAAAAAGGCUGGAAGAAGGGCAGAGGGCUUUAAAUCAGCACUUCUUUUACCUGUAAAUACCUAAUGCUACCCCAGAUCCACUUUUUUGCAUCAUGCAAAUCGCCUAUUUCCUGCUGACUGAUGAUUUUUUAUUUUUAUUUUUUUUUGUAGUUUUUAUAUUUCUCUCUUUUUUUUUUUUAUACACUCUGAAGAAUUUUUCUCAAGACUUCGCUGUCGAACUCCAGGGUCCAAACCAUCACAAACCAACCAACCAACAAACCCCGAUCCACCAGGUUGCCUUUUUUUUUUUUUUUUUUUUAAGAGAAAGUCUUUCUUAUAAAACGUGUGAAAACGCUUCCUUAGUGUAAAAUAUAAUAUAUAGAAUGGGGGGGGGACACACACUGAGGAAUUCAGCAAUAAAACAUCCCGGAGGCAGGAGGAGCAAGCUCCCAGGACCCACCACGGCGGAGUUGUUCUCAAAGCUCACAGGAGGGGUUUUUCCAAGGUGCUGGACCGUGUCUUCCUGGGAUCCUCUCCGUGUUGGCACAGAGGGAUGAUGAGCGGGUGCCUGUGAAGCCCCCACUGGAUGCAGCUGGAAGGAGCCAGCCUGGCAUGGACCCACUGCAGGACUUGCCACGGUGGGGGGGUCUGUCCCCACCUCGCAGGGAAUGAUCUCCCCUUCCACCCGGACAUGCCACGGCCAUGGAAGACCCAGGUGUGUGUGUCCCGUUGCCUCCGGUGGACCUCGGAUGUUUUUUUGGGAGAAGUGGCUGCUCCGGCCACCCCGUAUCUAUGCACAACCCUCCCCACCCGCCCACCUCGUGCCCCUUCCCCUCUGGAGGGUGCAGGUGGUCCCACUCCCCCCACGUCCCGACGCCGUGCGAGGUCAUUUCUGGUCUCACCGGUUUUCGCCGGCGCCAUAGGAAAAGG
Molecule: messenger RNA, 1877 nt
Organism: Chiroxiphia lanceolata (lance-tailed manakin)
Lineage: Eukaryota; Metazoa; Chordata; Aves; Passeriformes; Pipridae
Gene: BCL2L11
Product: BCL2 like 11
Exons: 3
Coding region: 1-570 (189 amino acids)
Biological process (GO): meiosis I
Source: RefSeq, a predicted model, not a curated record